AUGGGAGACUGGUCCAUUCUCGGACGCUUCCUGUCCGAGGUGCAGAACCACUCCACAGUGAUCGGCAAGAUCUGGCUGACCAUGCUGCUGAUCUUCCGCAUCCUGCUGGUGACCCUGGUGGGGGACGCGGUGUACAGCGAUGAGCAGUCCAAGUUCACCUGCAACACCCUGCAGCCCGGCUGCAACAACGUCUGCUACGACACCUUCGCCCCCGUCUCACACCUGCGCUUCUGGGUCUUCCAGAUCGUCUUGGUCUCCACGCCGUCUAUCUUCUACAUCGUUUACGUCCUGCACAAGAUCGCCAAGGACGAGAAGCUGGAGAUCCAGAAGGGGCAGGUGAUGGCUGAGCGGACCUCCAAGAAGUUCUUUGGGCAGCUGGGAAGGGAAGGGCUGGAGAACAUGGAGACUGGUAUGCCCACCUACUGCCCUGGGUACAGGGAGGAGUGGGUUGGUCAGGAAGCGGAGGGGGUGGAGCAGAGCCUGCUGGAGGAGGACUAUGGGGAGUUGGGGGAGGAUCCCACUCAGCUCUCCAGCCAGGUGCUGCUCAUCUACAUCCUGCACGUGCUGCUGCGCUCCAUCAUGGAGAUCACCUUCCUGGUGGGGCAGUACUACCUGUUUGGCUUCGAGGUGCCUCAACUGUACCGCUGCGAGACCUACCCCUGCCCCACCCGCACAGACUGCUUCGUGUCACGUGCCAGUGAGAAGACCAUCUUUCUCAACUUCAUGUUCAGCAUUAGCGUGGGCUGCUUUGUGCUCAACAUCGCAGAGCUGCACUUUCUGGGCUGGGUCUACAUCUUCCGCGUACUGUGCUCCGCUUGCUCCACCUGCUUCCGCCCUGAGAGGAACCCUGUGGGGCUGUACGACCACCACAACCCUCUGCUGCUGCAGCUCAAACACUCUCUGAGGGGCAGGGUGGUCCUGGAGACUCCCACUCCCAUGGCCCAGGAGAAGGCUGGGGGCCACCUGCUCACUCAUGCCCCAGCCAUCUCCUUUGAGACCGAUUCUACUGUGGAGUGCACCUCCAAGAGGACUCCGGAAGAGAGGGACCGGGUUAAGGUUAAACUGGCCAACAUGGCCAAGAUGGAACGGACUAAGAAGUCUUGGCUGUGAAAGGCCCAUUCUGUGUGAUUCUCGGAU
This is a messenger RNA of Salvelinus fontinalis (brook trout), 1137 nucleotides long. Its product is annotated as gap junction delta-2 protein-like. Gene Ontology annotation, biological process: cell communication. The record is from RefSeq and is a predicted model, not a curated record. The transcript has a single exon. Bases 1 to 1110 code for a protein of 369 amino acids. Lineage: Eukaryota; Metazoa; Chordata; Actinopteri; Salmoniformes; Salmonidae. Gene Ontology annotation, cellular component: connexin complex.